AUGACGCGGCUCGCGCACGCAACUACAUCCUUCCACGCCCUCGCAACCGGCGCGAUCAAUUCCAACCUCUCCUCCUGGAAUUCCAUCCCGGACUUCACGCGAGCCGACGCGGAUGUCACCAUCCUCCUGCUUAACCAGAGUGACACGCGAUACACCUCGCCCGUUUACGACCCGUGGUUCUCUGCCAACGUCACCUACAACUUCACCUACCAAAGUAACUUGAUAAUUGUAGCCGAUAGGUACCUCUCCGCACUCCUUUGCGCGGGCCAGUACCGAUUGCGCAACCCGUCCGCCAACAUCUGCACCCGCCUAGGCGUCCAGUUUGCCACCACGGAUCGCCUCCUAGUCGGCUUAGGCGAAGUCAACACGUGGGGCGCCGUGUCGGGACUCGGCGGAGCCGAAGCGCUGCGGGCCCCAACACCUGGCCGACGGGAAUGUCUCUCCGGUCUGCCGAACGAUCAGUGGCGGGCCGGGGUGGAAGGCUGGUUUCAGACGAGCUUAGCCAGGCUUCAGGCGGCGGUGGUGGAGUUUGCUGUCAAGGACCGCGAUGUUCCUGCGUCCGAAGAGGCUGGUGAUGGUGGUGAGAGAUCGGGACAAGGUCAAUGGAGCCUGGGGGCGUUUUCCGGCUUCGCCCGAACAACAGGAGCAGUGCGAGAACCAGCUUGUGAGGGCCGUCGGACAGGUGUAGAACUUUAG
Parathielavia appendiculata is the source of this 696-nucleotide messenger RNA. RefSeq lists its product as uncharacterized. Bases 1 to 696 code for a protein of 231 amino acids. NCBI's taxonomy places the organism in Eukaryota, Fungi, Ascomycota, Sordariomycetes, Sordariales, Chaetomiaceae. The transcript is spliced from 3 exons. The record is from RefSeq and is a predicted model, not a curated record.